AAACUCUCCUUUGAAGACACCUUAAUACACGCCACACACACAAAACGACAAUUAAAGCGUUGUUUCUUCUCAGUUUAACUCAUUUGUACGUGGAAUUGAAUAAAAUCUCAUCAUGGUGCUUCUUGAUAAUGAUCAAUUCCUGGCAGAAUUAACAAAACUUUUUCAGAAGAGUAGGACAUCUGGAUCAGUCUACACAACGAUGAAGCAGUAUUAUGGCCAAAAUAAACCCAAGCCAAAGGCAGCCAAAGGUGAAAGAUUAUCAGUGUCCGACCAGUCAGAACAUAAAUGUCUGUUUAGAGCAACCAAUGGCAAGAAGAAAAUUUCUACAGUGAUAAGUACAAAAGAUGUAACAAAAUUCCAGAUGGCUUACGCAAACGUAAUGAAAGGCAACAUGGACGGGUUGAAGAAAAGAGAUAAAAGAUCGGCCAAGAGCAAAAGCAAGACCACCAAAGCUACUUAAUGCAGGAUGCCAUGCUAUAUAUGGAAAAGACUUUUCUUGAUCAAUAUUGAAGACUCUGAAUCGGAUGAAGAUGUAAAGAACUCACCCCUGUUUUAGUGAGAUGGAGAAAGUAUGAUGCGGAUUGCGGAACAUUGUCUUGAUGUAGAAGCCAUCAGGAAUCAGACUGUUUGGUGAACUUAAGACCGAAUUCUAGCAAUGGCUGCCUUUCAUGAAGAACAUGCUACAAUACUGCACCAAGGCUGGACAAGAAUACUUCAUCAGAAGAUAGUGCUGUUAAGUGAUUCUCUACAACUACAUUUUACAUGAAUUUUGUUUUUAUUUGAAAAUUAUGUUUUUAAAUUUUAAUCCAAAAUUGCCCUUUAAUUUCAAAGUCAUUAAAUGCAUAGAUGAUCAUUUGGUAAAAUGGGAAGAAGACUUUAUAGAAAAGUAUUUUAUGAGGAUCUCAAAAUAAACAAGAGAUAGCAUGUAUUUGAUUAAUUGAAUAAGACUUACUACCCCCCCCCCCCCCCCACCUGAUGUUGAAAUGGAAUGCAACUCAAAAUCUGUGGAUGAACAUUUGUCUCAGUUAGAAAAUGUAUUCUGCAAAAACAGUCAACUGUCCUAAUGUCCGUGUUCAUUCAGUGUCGAGUAUAAAAGUGUCUAGAUGUUGGCCUUUUUUAACAUUGAACAUUCUCCCACAAUGUAGUCCCAAGAUGUGUAUGAAAUCUAUUUUCAUGUUUAUAUUCACUUUGCUUUUUCUAGAGCACAAGUCAUUUUAUUGCAUGAGUGCAGUUUGGGAAUAUCACACUAAGGGAUGAUCUAUUCCAUUUUGGUUUCACAUUAUACACUUCAAAGAAUACACAAAUUAAAUGUACACGUACCAGUACAUACGUCUACGCUAUUUUUGACAUUUUUUUCAGUUCUAUUAGACGUGCUUUGAAUCAUUUGUGCUAAUUUGUCUGGAAGAGCUAUUCUUAGAGCCACUUUGUCACUCAUUAGCAAAAUGACUUUGUUGCCUUUGAAAACAAACUCUUUAUUGGACUGUAACUUUAUGCCUGUUUUGUAGUAAUAGAUUUGUAUGUGUACAGAUUUUUUCUUUUCUUUUCUUUUUUUUUUUUUCUAUUUGGGAAGGUUCCUUCCAAUUGAGAUUUUCAGAUUACUAUAUAAAGAACGGAGACAUCAUAAAUAUAGGAUCCUCAUGGAAUAUGCAACUUAACUCCUUCAUUCUUUUCCUCCUUCCAGUCCUUCCAGUAUAGAAUUAUUGUAAAACAUAUCAAGAGUCGUUAUCAAACUCUUCCACAAGGGAUACUCAUUGACGUAUUAAUAAAGUUGGAGAGUACUUAUAGAUACUCACAAAAAUUUCAGGGGCUGCCACAAAGUACCCUUUGACAUUAUCUAUAACAUUAAGAACAAGAACAGGGGGUGCAAUACUCCCCCUAGAAAAUGAAUUAUAUUGAAGGUCAUUUCUGCAUUUCUCAAGAAAAGCAGAAUUUUUCUUUUAACAUUUAAAAUGAUCUGUUUGCCUGAUACAUUUACAUGCCUUUUCAAGCAGACUGAGACCAGAGGAUUCACAAUUUUACUCACUGCAUUUGGUCCCCGCCCCCCUCCCCUCCCUUUCCUGCAGAGAAUGCUGAAAAAGUAAAUGUCAUUAUUUAAUACCUUUAAUAUCCACAGGAGUAGGUUAUUUAGCAGUAUUUCAUUUGAACAAUAAUACAUACAGCAUGGGAGUGUGUAGUAAUAAAACAUGGUGUUUGUUUUUUUCAAUGCAAAGAUUAUCUAAAAUAUUUUGCAUCAUCGUUCAAAAUAUGUAUUAUAUCAUGUCUUCAAUUUAAAAUAAAGGGGAUAUCGAAUUAUCUGCCCUUUUCAAUUGUUGCAACAUUGUAUUACAUGUACAUUGAUAUUAUAUCAUCUACCAACCAAAAGUUGCCACUUCAUUCCAAUAAACUGACAUUUUGUAUUUUUCUGUAUUAUACAAGUUCUAAUGUUCCAUUUUCAUGAAAGAAGUACAUGAACAUGCAAAAUUUCUAAUUCAAUACUAUGUUCUGUAUACUUUUUUGUUAACCUGUCUGAAACUCUGAAUUUUACUCAUUCUGAAAAGCUAGGAUAGUCAACCAUACAAUUUGUUUCCCUUAUAGUGACAGCUUACCAAAUUGUAAACAACUGUUGCUUUGACUUUUUAAAAUAUCCAAUUUUUAUUUCUUUUCAUUUGUUUUAAACUCUUUGGUAGAGAGAAAGGUGCCAUGAAUUUCGUUUUUAUUUAUUCUUGUCAACUACUAGGAUGCAUGUCAUACUUUAUUUCAAUAUCUAAAUUAACUUCAUUUGUGUUUUAAUUUGUCAUGUGCAUCGAGAUUAUGCAUGCAUUCGUUUAUUUGAAUUAUAUAAAUAUCAGGUAGGUAUUGUUCAGGUAACAUUAAUUUCUCAUUAAAACAAAUACAGAGAUUAUUCCUAUCUACUACA
Messenger RNA from Strongylocentrotus purpuratus (purple sea urchin), 2896 nucleotides. It is a transcript of the gene srp14, whose product is annotated as signal recognition particle 14 kDa protein. The transcript is spliced from 5 exons. Gene Ontology annotation, cellular component: signal recognition particle, endoplasmic reticulum targeting. Lineage: Eukaryota; Metazoa; Echinodermata; Echinoidea; Camarodonta; Strongylocentrotidae. Gene Ontology annotation, molecular function: 7S RNA binding; endoplasmic reticulum signal sequence receptor activity. The record is from RefSeq and is a predicted model, not a curated record. Gene Ontology annotation, biological process: SRP-dependent cotranslational protein targeting to membrane. Bases 113 to 460 code for a protein of 115 amino acids.